Molecule: messenger RNA, 489 nt
Organism: Gongylonema pulchrum
Lineage: Eukaryota; Metazoa; Nematoda; Chromadorea; Rhabditida; Gongylonematidae
Source: the annotation of a GenBank genome assembly
AUGUUUGGCUGUGUUGGCUUUAUUUUUCUUUCACUUGUUGAGCUAGCCAUUGUUGGUUAUGUGGACAAGGUAGAUGCGAGGAGACGAAGAAAAGUGCGAGUUCGUGAGUACAGUUUGCAGCAGCAAACUGAUCCGUGGAUGCAGUCGAUGAGCAAUGAUUCGCGCAUCCCACAUCUCAGACUGCCGUCCUCGAAACUCAAUAGCCCGGUAGAAGCACUACAACAAAGCAGUGGGACAAGGUUGAAUCUGAACGCUGAGAAUCGUAACUUGCUUCUAAACAACACGUCUGAUCGAUCGCCUCAUUACUGUUCAGCAACGACCUCCCAGCAAAACUGCUUCCGUCGUGUAUCCUCUGCUUCUGAGCAGCACAAGAAAACGAAGGGAGAAACUAUCGACGAGAUCUCUGGCAAAGCCUUUCCGUUGCUUUUUAUUGUAUUCAACAUUUUUUAUUGGUUUUACUACAUUGGCCUCUCCGGAAAAAUUUUGUGA